Gryllus bimaculatus (two-spotted cricket) is the source of this 4274-nucleotide messenger RNA. NCBI's taxonomy places the organism in Eukaryota, Metazoa, Arthropoda, Insecta, Orthoptera, Gryllidae. The record is from the annotation of a GenBank genome assembly.
AGGAGGAGGAGGAGGAGGAGGAAGAGGCGGAGCCGAAGGCGGCAGGGGCAGGGUAGAUACGGGAUUGAGCUCUCUGCUCGCCAGUCAGUCGUUCUCCGGCACGCAGGGUUUGUGUCUCUUGGAUUGCAUCACCGCAGCGCCGGCGCCAACAUGAAGGCUAUCGAAAGACGCCCCAGCCAUCAGCGGUGCACGCGAAUUCGCCGCGCCUACGUCCGCUCCACGGCGCGUAGCCGCGACCUCACUGUGUCCUCCGCGCCCUUGUCGCACAAGCAGCUGGAGUCGGAAGUAAAGAGGGUGUGCCUCAAAUCAGUUGCAGCAGAUUCUAGAGUUAGACUUUUGAGAAGCUUUGGACAAAGUCAAGUAAAAAUGGUGUUACCAACAAUAUAUGAUAGAACUGUAGAACAAGACCAGAUGGAAGGUGGCAGCGCCAAAAAGUUACUUCAAGAUGCAGCUUCUCAUCUUGACCACAUGUGUUCUCUCGACAUAGAUUCUCAAGCCUCUUAUGUUAGACUUUCUGGUAUUAUUUGCACAAUAGGGCCUGCUUCUCGAAGUGUUGGGAUGCUAGAGAAAAUGAUUGAGACAGGAAUGAAUAUUGCUCGGCUGAAUUUUUCUCAUGGAUCUCAUGAAUACCAUGAAGAAACAAUAAUUAAUAUUCGCAAAGCUGUGGAUGAUCAUAGUGCCAAAGUUGGCAUGGUUGUACCAAUUGCUGUUGCUUUGGAUACCAAAGGCCCAGAAAUCCGUACUGGUCUUCUUGAAGGGGGGGGCUCGGCAGAGGUGGAGCUGAAGAAAGGUGACACUAUCAAACUUACCACAGACAAAGUUUACGCUGACCGUUCAACCUCUCAGAUUCUUUUUGUGGACUAUGAAAACAUCACCAAAGUAGUGCAACCAGGAAACAGAGUGUUUGUUGAUGAUGGUCCCAACAAUCUUGUAUGUACUGUGGAGAACGGAGGAAUGCUUGGCAGUCGCAAAGGUGUUAAUCUACCUGGAGUGCCUGUCGACUUGCCUGCAGUUUCAGAAAAAGAUAAAGAUGAUCUCCUUUUUGGUGUGAGGAUGCAAGUGGAUAUGAUUUUUGCUUCUUUUAUACGUGAUGCUGAUGCUAUUAAAGAAAUUCGCAAAGAUGGAGAAAAAAUUUUGAUAAUAGCAAAGAUUGAAAAUCAUCAAGGAAUGCAGAACUUGGAUGCUAUUAUUGCAGAAGCUGAUGGUAUUAUGGUGGCUCGUGGUGAUUUAGGAAUUGAAAUUCCACCUGAGAAAGUAUUCUUGGCUCAGAAAGCCAUGAUUUCUCGAUGCAAUAGGGUUGGAAAACCAGUCAUAUGUGCCACUCAGAUGUUAGAAUCAAUGGUGAAGAAACCUCGACCAACACGUGCAGAAGGAUCAGAUGUAGCAAAUGCUAUUCUUGAUGGUGCAGACUGUGUCAUGUUGUCCGGAGAGACUGCGAAGGGUGACUAUCCAUUGGAAUGUGUUCGUACAAUGGCCAACAUAUGUAAAGAAGCAGAAGCUGCAAUAUGGCAGAAACAGCUUUUCCAAGAAAUAUGUAGCAAGGCACUUGCUCCAAUUGAUGCUUCACAUGCUAUUGCAAUUGCUGCUGUGGAGGCAUCUAGUAAAUGUCUUGCUGCUGCAAUUAUAACAUUGACUACAUCUGGUCGUUCAGCAUAUUUAAUAGCAAAGUAUAGACCACGAUGUCCUAUAAUUGCUGUGACCAGGAACUCUCAAGUGGCAAGGCAGUGCCACUUGUAUCGUGCCAUUCUUCCUCUGGAGUACACGGCCGGACCAUUGGCUGAUUGGAUGCGUGAUGUGGAUACAAGAGUGCAAUAUGGCUUGACAUUUGCACAGAAGAAAGGCUUUAUUAAAGGUGGUGAUCCAGUGGUUAUAGUGACUGGCUGGAGACAGGGUUCAGGGUUUACCAACACUAUUCGCAUUGUGUAUGUAUCUCCAAAUGUUUAGACCUUUCUCAAAAUGUAUAUUUUUAUAUAUUCUUACAGAAUCUCAUUGUGGCAAUAGAAGGAAAAUGGCUUAAUAAUGAAGUGAACUUAAUAAAAACAAAAUACAUAGUAUUUCAUUGUACUUACAAUUAGUAUUAUUUCUCUUGUUGAGUUUUUCAUAUUAGUACAUUAUUUAUAAUAAAACAUUGUGGUAGUUUUUUAUGUAAUGAAAAAGAAAUAAAAUGAUUCUAAUGCUAUUUGUUUUCCUUCUAAAGACAUGCAUCAAAGGAGUUGAAUGGGGUAUGUUCAAAGAAUUUUUCUCAAAAUGUUGCUUUUUGGGUUGGUAAUGUUGCCUUUUGUAUUGUUAUUACUUUUGCAUUUGCUUUUGAAACUCAUUCAAAAUCUUACAACUGCAAUUUUUGAAGAAAUGCUUUUAUUAAUAAUUAUUUUUUUGAUAGUGGAUUAUUUAUUAAAAUUAGGUGUCUGACUAAACUUAUUUUUAUUGUAUUUAUUUUUUGAUUCUUUAUUCAAUAAUACUUCAGUCAAAUUUUGGGAUAUGUACUUUAAAGAUGUACACUUGUCUGACUCUUGUUUGUUUUCUGGUAGAAUGUUUCUUCCUGUUGUUAGAUCUAUUUUGUCAUUUUUAAGAAUAGCUUAGUACUAUAUUCUUGGAAUUGUAUAAAAAUUAUUUUUUUAUUUGAAGCCUUGAAAAUAGUUUUUGUUGCCAUUAUAUUGAACUUCUGUGAAUCAAAGUGAAUAAAGUCCAAAAUUACUAAAUUACAUCUCUUGUAUGUAUCCCAACCUUUUUCUUUAGAGACAAAUUUAAAUGAUCCGAUCUGAAAUGUAGAUAUCUUGAAAUUUUACUAUACUUAUUAUAUACAAUUCAUAAUAAAUAUUGUACAAAUUAUAUUAAUAAUUGUAUAUAAUAUUAAUAUAAUAAUAAUAUGUAUAAUUUAAUUAUAACUAUUUUCAAUUAUUGAAAAAUUUCCCUUUAAGGAAUUCAAAUUUGGACUUACUCUUCGCAUUUCCAGUUGCACAUAAUAUUAGUAAUUUAAAUUCAAGGACCUACAGUUCAAUUUGCUACUUACUUGUUUGUUUUUGUUGUUUUUUCUAUUAUGUUAUUUGCUUCUUUUCAGUAAUGUUUGAAGCUGCACAUAGGCCAGAAUCGAGAUCUGAUGGAAUUUAGAAGUGGAUUUCUGUAGAGGUUAAUGCUCUGUUACUGUAUACACAUAAUACACAUGCUGUAUUGCUUUCAUACUAAUAUCGUGCAGAGAGAAGUGUUUGGCAUUUACUUCUCUUUAACUUUACACAUUUUUCCUUUUAUCUGUUUACAGUAAACAGCAUUACCAACACUUGCAAAAGUUAGUCUCAGUAUUAAUUGUUAAUCAGUGUAUAAAUUUAAUUAUAGAGUUGAAGCAAAUUACCUGGAGACACUCAGAUUUGAAGGAUGCAAAUCAGAAAGUUUUAUUAGAUUAAUGUUCAAGAAAAACCUUUACUACUACAUAGAUCUUGUUUAAAGGAAAUAAUUUUGGUCACAGUUGUGCAUAAUGUCUGAACAUUUUGUUGUUAGAAGGAUUAUUUGUAAUUUCAAAUAGUUAUAUAUUGUCAUAAAAUUGUUAAGUUUGUAUUCUAUUUACUUCAGUUUGUCUGAAGCCAAUACCAACUCAGGACACAAUUAUGAGAAUAAAUAACUUGAAUAUCUACAAAUUUAUAAUAAAUUUCUCAGUGAAUUAUUAUUUCUUGUGUUUUUGAAAACUUCCUGUUGUGACAGACCAUUCUUUCCUAAUCUCUCCUCUGGUGAUAUUUUGAAGAUCUUAUGAAUCCAAAGUUUAUCUUGUAGAAACUUGUUUUGCUAUUCUACUUAUGAAUUUUAUUAAAUUUGUUGAAUUCUUGGAGCUCUUCCCAUUAUUAUUAUUAUUAUUAUUAUUAUUAUGCUUUGACUCUUUGUAGUUUUUCCCCCACAAAUGUUGCAUCUAGUUGGGUAUAGCUUCACAAAGGACUACAAUCUUCAGAUGAAUAUAUAUAAUUCCACUGGUUGAAGUGACUGAUGUUCGCAUUUGGUAGUUUGACUCUUAUGUAAAAUUUUAAUAUUUGGGAAUUUGAUGAUAAAAACAGCAAGCCAAAUAAAUCUUGAUAAUCAAUAGAUGUUUGAAUUGAUUGCAACAAGUUAUAAUCAGUGGCAAUGGGCAAUUUUGAUGCCUCCCUUCUCUUAACUGACUGCCUUGAGUUUGAGACUGUCUUACGCAUCUGUCAGUCACUGGUUUCUAGUCAAAUAAAAUCUGGUUACUCUCGGAGCUCAUUUUUACUUUCUCGUAUACACACUUAUAUACAGAAAGUUAUGUUAUGCUGCGG